Sparassis crispa is the source of this 918-nucleotide messenger RNA. RefSeq lists its product as hypothetical. The transcript is spliced from 6 exons. The record is from RefSeq and is a predicted model, not a curated record. NCBI's taxonomy places the organism in Eukaryota, Fungi, Basidiomycota, Agaricomycetes, Polyporales, Sparassidaceae. Bases 1 to 918 code for a protein of 305 amino acids.
AUGUCUCGCGCACCGAUCCACGACACUCCCAUCCUAGGCAUGACCACCCGCCCUCACGUCGCCGCCGCCGUCGAAUACGGCAACCCGGCUUCCUUCUGGGUCGAGUAUUCCUCCGGGCUCAUCGACCUGACUCGCACCGCGCACCUCCCGAAGGGAGCGCUAGACGUGGGCACGGCCGCACAGGCCGAGAAGGCAGAAGAUGCUCCGAUCCCGCCGCUGCAGAGCAACUCGCAGUUCGAGCUUCCGGUCGACGGCGACAGGGUGCUGCGAAUCGCGAAAGAGCGCAGCGCGAUCGUUAUCAUCGACAUGCAGAACUUCUUCCUUCAUCCUGACCUGAGGGAGCACCCGACCGGGCUUGCAUGCGUGGACCCGCUCAUGAAAGCCGUCCCUGCGCUGCGCUCGCAGGGUGUGAAGAUCCUCUGGGUAAAUUGGGGCCUGACAGAACAUGAACUCACCACGAUCCCGCCGUCUCUGGUGCGCGGCUUCAUGAAGAAUGGCCGCGGCGGGUUCGGCGCGAAGCUGCCAGGCAAUUUCGGCCGCUUGCUCAUGAGGGGCGAAUAUAACUCGGACCUCUACGGCCCCCUGCAGGGUUUGUACGAGGAAGGGGAAAAGGCAGGUACAGACCUCUGGAUUCAUAAGAACCGAAUGAGUGGGUUAUGGGGCUACCAAACCGCAUUGGACUUGUAUCUCGAGCAGAGCGGGAUCGCGACGCUCUUCUUCGCUGGUGUUAACGCAGACCAGUGUGUCCUCGGUACCCUCGUGGAUGCCUACUUCCGGGGGUACGAUUGUAUUGUCGUUGAAGAUGGAACGGCGACCACUUCACCAGCUGGAGCGCUGGAGAAUGUGCUGUAUAACUCUGGCAAUAGCUAUGGCUUCGUCACCGACUCGGAGAGAAUUGUAGCCGCCUGCCAGACUUGA